AUGUGGGCUCCUGGCGGAGCCUUACACGCUCUCUUAAACUCGGCCGCGCCGGGUGUAGACGGUUUCCCCCCUUCCGCCAUCGCCGCCGCAGCGGCGGCUGCAGCGUUGCUGCCGGUGGAAGCUGUGGAGAUCUCGACGACGCGUCGCACGGCGCUGCACAUGUCGUCGCUGCGACCGCUGGCGACGUUUCCACUGGUGGACAAGCAGACGGGGCAGCUGUCGUGGAAGAUCGUAGGCAUCGCAAGCGAUCAUCCGCUUGCUUCCGCCGCUGUAGACGCGUGUGCGAAGCUAGGAAAGGCCAUAUGGAACCCUAAUAGUGCGCGCAAGGGCGGAGGGGAAACGAGCGUCGGGGCGCCGCCAGGAAAGAGUAAGCGGGGGGGAAGUUGGGACAGCAAGGAAUUGGCGCGGGAUCAAGCUUUGGCUACCGUCGCUGGUUUAGUAUCGCGCUGGUUGGUCGACGCUUAUGAUCUUCUCGCGGCACUCAAUAACGAACCAACGGGCGUGGUGGCCGGCGCCGAGGGCGCGGAGCAGCGGCGACGGUGGCAGGUGGGGGAGCGCGCGGUGUUCGGAGUGGCGGAGAACGCGCACGUGACGUGGCAAGGCAUGAUGCAGCAACCACCGCCGGGGCAGGGGGCAACAGGCGCGCGGGAGUUUGCGCCAACGCUGGUGGCUCAAGGGCUAGUGGCGCAAGGCGUGCAGUGGACAGGGCCGGAGGCACAGGCGCAGGCGCAAGGGCAGGCGCAAGCGCCAUGGGCGCAAGCGGAAGGGGAGCGCUGGUGGGGAGAUGGAACAUAUGGGAUGGGCGGGGAAGCGGAUGUAUGGUCUCAAGGGGGCAGUGGAGGGUGCAUGACUCCUUCUGGCGUUACAUUCACUGGUUUCACAACCCCUAGAGGUCUAGUGGUAAGCGGCUCAGAUGCUGCUUGCGGCACCCCCUCUUUUGUACAACUGCUGCUGCUGCAGCAGCAACAGCAGCUGCAGCAAAUGAUGACGGUGGCGAUGACACAAGGGAGUGACGAUGGGCGGGAUGAGGGAAUUGAGGAGGAGGGAGAGGGGGAAGGCGAGCGGGAGGAGAUGGUAAGGCGUAAGACAGGGGAGAAGGUGAAAGAGAAAGGGAAGGUGAGAGAGGACAGGGAAAGGGAAAAAGGAAAGGAGAGAGGCAAGGAGAGGGACAUGAGUAGAGUGCGCAGGGUGGGUGAGCGGGCGAUCAAGGCAACGACGAAGACUAAGGAAAAGGAAAAGCGUAAGGAGGGAGAAGAGAGGGAGGGAGAUAGGAGGAAGAGCAAAGAGAAAGAGAGGGGUCAUGGUCAUGGGCAGGUGCAUGGGCAUGCGGAGGGGCAUGGGCAUGGGCACGGGCACGGGCACGGCCAUGCGCGCUCUCAGAGUGGGGAUGGUAGCAUCGGCAGCGGCGGCGGCGGCAGUGGCGGUGGUGGUGCGGUUGAGGAGAUGCAGAGGGCGCUUCAAGCGAGGUACGCUGCUGCUUUAGGGAGGCAGCAAGCAGCAGCGCAGGAGGGGCAGCGAGGCUUUAUGACACCAGAGCAGCAGCAGCAGCAGCAGCAGCAGCAGGCAGCGUUAAUGAUGAAUUUGAUGCAAGGAUUCCACUCAGGACCUCUGCCCUUCCGCCCUUUCACUCCGGAUCCCUUGCUGCUGCAGCACCAGGAGCAGCAGCAGCAGGCGCUGAAUCAGAUUCACAGGCGCAGCAGCAGCAGCGGCGGGGUGGAUGGGGGCUAUAUUGCUGGCAAUGCGAGUCCGAAUGUGAGUGUGUCUGGGAACGUUGUCGAUUGCAAUAACAACAACAAGGACAGCGGCAGUAGCAGCAGUGGCGCUGGCAGAUUCAGGAGCAGGACGAUUGGUGGGCCGACAGCAGUGUCGGUUGGAGAAAGAGGGUGGGGGAGUAUGCAUGGGAGCAUGCAACAAAGGGCGUCUGCUGAGAGCAUUGCGAUGGGAGCUCGUGCUGCUGCUGCUGCUGGCGGUGGUUGUGGUGCGGUUGCCGGUUUCGGAAGGGAGCAGGAGCGGUGGGAGGUGGACGAGGAGGGAGCGCAGCAGUGGCACGAGCAGCAGCAGCAGCAGCAGCAGCAGCAGCAGCAGCAGCAGCAGCAGCAGCAGCAGCAGCAGCAGCAGCAGCAGCAGCAGCAGCAGCAGCAGCAACAGCAGAGUCAGCGAGGAAGAGUUCCUGUGUUCCCCACGUCAGCAUCCACGUCAUCGUCUCGACGGGCCAGAGGUGUGAAAGCGCUCUCUGCUGCCAUGGCUCACACACGAGCAGCAGCAGCAACAGGGGGAGAAACAUCAGUGAUAGCGUGCAGAGGGAAGGGGGCAGGGGCAGGGGGAGAGACAGGGAGAGGGGGAAGGAUAGGGAUGAUGAUGCGGAGUGCUACAACAGGGGGGAGUGUGGGCGCACGGGACGAGAGCGAGGGGAGGCGUGCAGUAGAGGAAAGCAUGGGGCGAGUGAGGGUGCUGAGGGGAGUGGGGGGCGGCCGGGGGGAGGGGCAGGGACCGGGCAGGAUGGGUGUUAUUGUGGGAGUGGGAGGAGGAGAGGAGGGGGAAAUGGAGGAGGAGGAGGAGGAGGAGGAGGAGGAGGAGGAGGAGGAGGAGGAGGAGGAGGAGGAGGAGGAGGAGGAGGAGGAGGAGGUGGUGGAGGAGGGGGAGGAGGAGGAGGAGGAGGGAGAGGAGGAGGGCGAGGAGGAGGGGGAGGAGGAGGAAGUUAGGCUUAGAGAGGGGAUGGUGCAUGCAAGGCCAUCUCAUGUAGGUGCAGGGAUGGUGUUCCCUUACAGUGCUUCUGCGUCAGCAGCAGCAGCAGUACCAGGUGCUUCUGCUGUGGUUGGAAACCCACGCUUUCCUUCUUCUGUUGGCUUGUUUCCCUCCUCCGCAUCCACCUCGUCCUCCAUUGCUCCUUCUGUGCGAGGUGCUUCAGCCUCUGUGCCGCCUGUUGUGUUGCCAACAGCAGCAGUGGGCGUGAGCCAGGGACAGCAGCAGCAGCAGCAGCAGCAGCAGCAGCAGCAGCAGCAACAGCUGCAGAAGAAGAAGAAACAUCAGCAGCAGCAAAGCGCAGUUGAAUCUUGUGCUCGCAGCGUCAACCACAGCCCCCAUGCAGCCAUACCAAAGCAGAGAAGGAAAUCGUCAUCUUCCUCUGGAGGCUCAAGCUCAACCUUCGGCUCUUCUGGUGCAGCUGCUGGUUCUGCAAAAGAUAGACUUUCAGGCACAGCCCGGGGGGCUGGCUUUGCCAAUGCUGCCGCUCGCGCUGCUGCCGCCGCUGGUGGUGGUGGCGGUGGUGGUGGUGGUGGUGGUGGUGGUGGUGGUGGUGGUGGUGGUGGUGGUGGUGGUGGUGGUGGUGGUGGUGGUGGUGGUGGUGGUGGUGGUGGUGGUGGUGGUGGUGGUGGUGGUGGUGGUGGUGGUGGUGGUGGUGGUGGUGGUGGUGGUGGUGGUGGUGGUGGUGGUGGUGGUGGUGGUGGUGGUGGUGGUGGUGGUGGUGGUGGUGGUGGUGGUGGUGGUGGCGGUGGUGGUGUUCUGAUGCAUGGCCGUAGCGCCACUGUUGGGUGCCUCCCCACCCAGCUCGUCCCAAAUUCUCCAUCCUCUCUCGCCCCCCAUCCCGGCACCACACCUUCUUCCCCCUGCUCUCUAUAUGCCAUGCCACCUUUCUUUCAGAACCACCAUCACCAGCAGCAGCAGCAGCAGCAGCAGGGUGUGAGUGAGCAAUCAGAGCAGCAGAGGAUGCUGCGCCAGGGUGUGAUGUCAGGGCCAGUGGGGGAAGCUUAUUGGCAGCUCGUUCUUGCAUCCUCCGAACCAGGCUCCUUGCCUCAAUCGCAAAUCCCGCAAAAUCCUCUGCAGCAGCAGCAGCAGCAGCACCAAUCCGACUACAUAUCCGUUCCGCAUUUCUUCAGUGGUCCCAUCCCUCGGCGUGCCGCCACCGACACUCCCACACGUCCUCGCCCCUCUGUCACCACCACCACGCCUCCUGUGCCUACCAGCCGGUCUAUAGAGUCACCGCACUGGCAGAAUGGCACCAGCAAGCAGCAUGUGUCCUCACAGCAGCAGCCUCUUAUGGGGCUGAGAGAGCAGCAGCAGCAACAGCAGCAGCAGCAGCAGCAGCAGCAGUAUGAGGAGGGAGGGAAGUCAGCUAGUGCUACAGCAACGGAAGCAGCUGCUGCUGCUGCUGAAGCAGGGAUGUCACCAGGAGUCCUGGUUGCAGGGGCGGUCGGAACAGGAGUGAAUGGGUCACCCGUUUCUUCUAACUUGAGCCGUAGCUCCUCCCCCCUUGUAGGGCACAUGAGGCGCAGUCAUACCACCAGUGAGUGCAGACCAGGCGGUAAGGCAAAAGGGGAGGAGGAGUGGGAAGAAGCGGAGGGAGAGGAGGAAAAGCAGCAGAAGCGGCGGGUGACUUGGGGGAAGGCGUGCGUGAGAGAGAUUCCUGGGAGAGUAGCAGUGAAGGGUGGUGGGAUGAGGAGGAAGGGCGAGGAGGAGAGAGGGAACGAGAAGAUGGGUGUUGCUGGGAAGAGUGGGGAUAGUGAGGGAGUGAAGGGAAGGGAAGAGAGAAAGGGUAAGGCGAAAGGGAGCAGGGAGAGUGAGGGACAAGCAGUGGUGGAGAAAGGUGCAGAGGCCAAGGGUUCUAAACAGACAAGGAAAAAAGAGGCCGAUAGGAACGGGAAGGGGAAGGAGGGGAGUGAGGAUGUAGAUAAAGAGAACACUAGCCGAAAAUUCCUGCAAGACCCUAUUCAGGAUAGGGGUACAGACAAAUAUGAGGACCGAUUGCGGGGUAAGGAGAAAUCGUGCAAAGUGGGUGAGUCAAGCCAAAGUAAGGAAAGCAAAGUCAAGGGAAGCAAGAGCAAGGAGGGUAAGGGCAAGGAGGGCAGGAGUGUGAGUCCAUUCAAGUGGAUGGGGGGGAAGAAUGGCAGCAGGAGCGAGGGGAAUGAGGACGGUGAGACAAGCAGGGUGGAAAGCAGGGAUGGUGAGCGGAAUGAGCGGAAGAUGAGCCCUGCGUUGACGAGAAAGGGAAGCAGGAAAGACAGGCUGAGGCAGAGCCGUAGCCAUGGGGGUGAUACUGAUUGCGGUGAUGGUGUUGCUGAUGCUAAUGGUUAUGGCGAUGCUGGUGCUGGUGGCGGUGGUGGUGGUGGUGGUGGUGGUUAUGCUGAUGGCGAUGGUGGGGUUGGUCGUUCUGGGAUGCCCGGCAGUGCUGGUCGUGUUGGUGGCAAGGGGUUGGCCAAGGGGCAGAGGCGCAUGUCUUGGGAUGGCAUUGGCCCGUAUGCUGAUGUGGGUGAGAGUGUGGACAGCCCAGGACAGGCCAAGGGGAGGGUGAAAGGAGAGAGGAAAGGAGGGGCUCACAGGAAGAGUCGUGUGGGAGAGGAUGGUAGGGAGGUGGAUGUGCAUGUGGGGGGAGAGAAAGGGAUGGUUGGGGGGGAUGGUGGGAAGUGGGAGGAAGAGCUAGAAGGCGAGGAGAGUGGAGGGAAGGAGGUGGGGAUGGUGUUGGAUGGGAGGAGGAGUAAAGUGCAAGGUAUGUGGGCAAGGGAGAGAUCUAGAGGUGGAAGUAUGAGAGAGAGUGGGAGGGGUGGGAGGGAGGAGGAUUAUGAUAGAGAGGGGCAGCAAGGGGCUAAGGGUGGAAACGGAGUGAAGCGAGAGGAGAAGCAUAAGGGCUUUGCUUUGCAUAUACCCAGGCCGGGGACGCCUAAUAUCCUCCAAACGGCACUCCGGCUCUUGACAUGA
Molecule: messenger RNA, 5691 nt
Organism: Closterium sp. Naga37s-1
Lineage: Eukaryota; Viridiplantae; Streptophyta; Zygnematophyceae; Desmidiales; Closteriaceae
Source: the annotation of a GenBank genome assembly